Molecule: messenger RNA, 1133 nt
Organism: Camellia sinensis
Lineage: Eukaryota; Viridiplantae; Streptophyta; Magnoliopsida; Ericales; Theaceae
Source: RefSeq, a predicted model, not a curated record
UCAAUUCAAAAAUAAAUUCGGUGAUGAAUCACUAACGUUACCCAUAUAUAUACCCUGCAAAUUAGAAAGUUUUUAUUCGCUCAAAAUCUAGGGUUUCAUUGUUCGUUGACGACAAAGGUCUGCCUAUUCUUCUUCUUUCGUUCUUCUUCUUCUUCUUCCCCUUAUACAGGGGGAACAAUUCUGUACUCCAUUCCAUUUUAUAGCCAUGGCUAUGGGAGAUGAUGUGAUGGGAGGUGCCGGGUGCUCUUUUUUUCUUGAUUCUGUGGAGUCCAAGCAGGGUGGAGAUGCACUUUCCCCAGAAGAUGUAGCCUGGGCUGAUUCAUGCCUCAUCAAAGAUUCUGAAAUAUCAGAUGGUAACUGGGAUUCUCUGAAAGCUGCCUUACUGAACUGUCUGGACAUUACAACUUCACAACAUGAUUCACUUGGCUUCUCUGCAGCUGGAAGCGAUGGUUUUACUGGAGGAACUGAUUUUGAGAGUCUUCCUUCCAUUGAAGAGGCACAAACGCCACCCCAUCUGGGAAGGACUGUUGAUAAUGAUGAUGAUAAUGAUGAUGACGAUGAUGUUCUCCAUAAUGAAGUGGAAGAGAACAGUGAUGAUUACAUAGUCCUCAAUAAGGUUGACAAAUUAAAGUCAAGAACUAAGUUGGGAAAUCCUUUUCUGCCAAAUUACAGCGAGGAUGUGAAAGAAAUUGAAAAUACUGAUCUUGGGUUGGAUUUGGGUUUUCCUGUAUUUGAAAGAGAGUCAUUGGGUGCAGAUAUCUUCAGGGUCUGGGAUUUGGACAUCCCAGAUGAGGAAGAUGGUGAACUUGUUAAACAGCUUAACAAGGCCCUUGUAGAAAGCUCCGUGCGCUCAAUGCCUUCACUUGAUGAUCUCAUUGCUGGCAUUUCAGACCUUUCUCUGAAUCAAUAUUCUGGAUGAAAAUUCUGUUAAACACUAAAAUUUUGGAGUUGAGUUAUAAAAAAACAAUGGCACAUCUGGGUGUGGUGGGUUGCCUUUUGCUGUGUGUACAGAUUGAUCUAUCUAAAUGGUGGUUGAGUUUGUGUUAGAAUAUUGGAGAGUGCAAUGUAAUUAAAACAUCUACUAUAUUGACUGAUAAUUUUAAAAAACGGAACUCUCACAUCAUUCUGAUUGA